Messenger RNA from Girardinichthys multiradiatus, 2500 nucleotides. Its product is annotated as immunoglobulin superfamily member 21-like. The record is from RefSeq and is a predicted model, not a curated record. The transcript is spliced from 10 exons. NCBI's taxonomy places the organism in Eukaryota, Metazoa, Chordata, Actinopteri, Cyprinodontiformes, Goodeidae. Bases 105 to 1556 code for a protein of 483 amino acids. Gene Ontology annotation, cellular component: adherens junction. Gene Ontology annotation, biological process: homophilic cell-cell adhesion; heterophilic cell-cell adhesion.
GACUAUAAACCUGCUCAGCAGAUCCCUGCAGCCUCAGUGGGAGAUAAAAACCACCACCCUGAAAGCAGAUGGAGCAUCCGUAGGUCUGAGCAGCACUCAGCAGGAUGACACGUUCUCUUUCUCUCUACUGCAUCCUCCUCCUUUCUCAAAUUCUCGGUCUAACUGAAGGUUAUUUGAUUGUUUCCAUGGACCUUCUCCCCCCUGUCGUCAUCGGAGACACGGUCACGUUAAAGUGCAACUUCCAAACAGAUGGUAUCCUGCGAGAAAUCGCAUGGUUUCAGGUAACUGAAGGAGGCAACGCCAAGCAAAAGAUUUUCACCUAUGAUUCUGUAUACAACGUAAGUUUCUCCAACAUGGAAGACGAGAGGAAACGAGAGGAACUGGUUUACCACUCAACAGUACGACUUCCAGAGGUCCAGCUGGAGGAUGAUGGUCUGUAUGAAUGCCAUGUGGGCAUCUACAACAAAGGUUCCAGAGAGAAGCUGGUUGUAGCCUCUGGCAGCAUCACUCUUACUGUUAUUGUUCCCCCCAAGUCUAUUUCUGUCGCAGCAGCCAACAGCCCAGCUCCAUUCAGCCGCUACGAGGUCAAGAACUUCACUCUGGUUUGCAUUGUUACUGGAGCAAAACCGGCUCCCCUGGUUUACUUCAAGAGGGAUGGUGAGCUUAUUGAUGUGUUUCCAGCAACUCGGCCUUCCUCCUUGGUGGGAUACAACAGUAAAGGCUCCAGUCACAACAAAAACCGGAGUGGGAACCAGGUUCUUCCCAGGGGAGACCUUGAUGACACCAAAAUCCAGAAGUCACUGUCCCUGCAGAAUCAAGGGGUGGAGCUGACCCAGCUUAGACAAAAUGAGACGGACACCUUUGAACAAGGCAUAAAGGAAGGAUCCAGGUUGAAGCUUGAAUCAACCACAGAGGUGAUCCCUGAAACGGUGGUGAGCCGGGAGUUUCCCCGCUGGGUCCAGAGCAGUGACCCGCUCUACUACUUCCAGCACUGGCAGCAGGUGUUGGGUGAUGGCACCAUGGAAGUGAGAGCCAUGCUGACCUGGAACCUCAACCCACAGCUGGAUAAUGAAGCCCUGUUCAGCUGUGAGGUCAAACACCCAGCUCUGUCCAUGCCCAUGCAGGCUGAGGUCACACUCACUGCUCCCAGAGGACCCAAGCUUUUCACCAGACCCAGUAAGGCCAAAGUGGGAGACACGGUGCGCAUUUCUGUCCAGGGCUUCCAGCUGGGACCUUCUGCUACCAAGGUCUUCCCUGAGCCCUUGUUCACCUGGACUAGGGUUGGUGGGAAUUUGCUGGAUGGCAGUGAGAAGCAUGAUGGGAGGGAGCUGGUGCUGGAGCGGGUCCAUGCUGAGCUGAACGGAUCCAUGUUCCGCUGCACAGCUCAGAAUCCUCUGGGCUCCACAGACACUCACACCCGCCUCAUCGUGUUUGAAAACCCACGACUGAAGAAAGGAAGAGAACAUUUCGUCGCUAUCAACGCAGUAGCCAGCCAGCACCUCCUCACAUUAAACAUCCUGUUGCUGCUGCUGAGAUUCACCUGGGAGCUGACAUGACCUGAGCUCUGCGGCUCCAACAGAACACAAGCUGCCCUCCGAGGACCUCCUGGUAGAAGCCUCACCUCCAUCAGACCCAGACCUCAGAACUGGAGGCUCACCCUGAGUCAUCAGACACAGAAGCUGCAGGAUCCACAUGCUUUAGUGUAGUUAAUGUUGGUACCAGCAGCGCAUGAGCUGAGGAGGCCACUCCAGGCCAGAUCCUGCUCCUGUGGGAGGAUGUGAACAGACAGGUUUACACACUGGGUCACAGCGUGACUUUCUCAUCUUUGGUCAUUUUUCCAGGAUUCCUGGUUCAGAUCAUUCUUCCAUUGGGACUAAAUGAUGUGCUUCACUUUUUUUAAACGACACAAAUUUACUCAAAUGUUUUAUUGCAAAAAUAUUAAAAGGUAAUUUUAAAAUGGUAAGUGGCCUGCCUACAAAUAAUCUUCAUCAGUCUGGAGGUGCAAAAUUCUCCACUUAACCUUUGCAUCCACAAUAUAUCAGAACUUAAAAAACAGCCGCUUUCAAAGGUUCUGUCACCGGAGCUAAUCAGACCACUGCAACAUAAAGGGAAGUACUGAUUUCCUCCUUAAAUGUGAACAAUCAUGUGUGUGGAGGGACCACGACCCUGCAGCAAAUCCUCUGAAGUAAAGCUCACCCCACCUACCCCCCUGAUACGAAGCAAACAUCUUGUGCAGCAGUUUAGACGAAUCAGAGACAGGAAACACUGAGUGCUGCGGUUGGCUGCAGAAUCCCAGAUGGAGUUCUUCCUUCUUGGAUAUUCCUGCCCUCUGGUUCCACUGGGAACCGGGCCGACAGUGACACUUUGAUAUGUGCAUUAUUAAAACUGGUUAAAAACCUUGGUGGAUAAAAGAUGGAGGUCUGUGAGAGUAAAAAUCAAAAAUGGCAUCCAGCCUGCAGGUCUCACCACCUUCAUGUUCUCUAAUAGACUUCCACACACA